ACCUACGUGGCUAUAUUCGAGAACAUUCCCGAUACGAACGUAGCGACGCUGAUCCUGUCUGUGAUCUGCAUGAUCAUCUUGUACAUCGUCAAGGUCCACGUGAACAUGCGAUACAAAACCAAGCUCAAGAUGCCUGUGCCUAUUGAGCUCAUUGUGGUCGUGGCCUCCACACUAGCCAGUCAUUACGGCGAAUUCCACGAUCGCUGGGGCAUCAAGGUGGUCGGGAAGAUCCCUGCUGGCUUACCUGAGCCUGCGCUACCUGCCUUCACCAACGUGUCCCAGUACGGAGUGGAUUGCGUCAUCGUGGGUAUCGUGGCGUUUGCACAGAGCGUCUCUCUGGCCGUACUCAUGGCCAAGAAACAUCACUACGACAUCGACUCCAAUAAGGAGAUGAUCGGGUACGGCAUGGGUACUUUCUUUGGCUCCUUCUUCUCCUGCUACCCUAUCGCCGCCUCUGUGAGCAGGAGUUCUGUGCAGGACUCCGCUGGUGGGAGAACGCAAAACCAAGGUUUCCACUCUCGAACGUCUAUCGGAAGUGGACGAAUACAGACCUGUGUCGCUUUACUCUAAGACGGAGCCGAACGUGAGGAUUCGCAUCGUGGCGUACAACUCUGCUCUCUACUACGCCAACUCGGAGAUCUUCCUCAAGCAUGUGCACAGAGAGACAGGCGUCAAGCCGGAGAAGAUGAGGAAAGUACUGAAGAAACUCAUGACCCUCAACGACCCGUUGCACAGUAACAAGAAAAAAUUGCACGACUCCAAAAUUGUGGAGAUGGAGACAGUGACCCCUCAACCGGAACCGCCCCAAGCAGCCAAUGGGGACACGUCUACGCAUGGGCAAGAUGCCAUGACAGUCCACAGAGCGUCUAUCAUUGGUCCUUUGCCCAACCUUGACCCCCGUCCUUUCUUGUACCUCAUCAUUGACUGCACAGCCUUCACCUUCAUCGACCCCGUUGGGAUCAAGAUCCUGAAGCAGGACGGCGUGGGUACUGAGCUAGAGUACUCACCAACCAUGCCUCUUUUGGAGGAGGAAGACGAGGUGGUAUCGCUCACGUCGGCAGAAAGUUCCAAUAUGUGGAUCAAAAACUCAGAGGCCUGAAUUCUUUUGACCAUGUGACAGGGCAUGAACACCAAAAUGUGAGGGCCUGACUACUGACUGUGAGAGAGGACAGACUCGAGAGACAGACACCGAGUCAAUCAGGCCCAAACGACUGCUGGGAACAAGACGCAAAGAACGACAGUUUGUUUAAUUAUUCUACGGCGCUACUUUUAUUACUCACGAUCUUACCAAACAUUCCACUGAGUAUCCUCAUACCACAAAAUUCGUCCGAUAAAAUAAUAAUAAUAAUAAUAAUAAUAAUAAUAAUAAUAAUAAUAAUAAUGAUAAUAAUAAUAUGGUUUGACAUCAUCACAACACGUCAUUAGAUUUUGCUCGUUAUAGUUGCCAUCGAGUUCGUCGUUGUUACAUCAAGACUUAGGCCUACACAAGGCUUUCCGUGGUCUUAGAACUAAAAAAUUUCACCUCCUCGGCAUUUCACAACCUCAGAAUUAAAAAAGUUCUGUCUGAUAUUUUUCGGCGUUUUCAGUUACAAAACCACGAGGUCAGAAAGCAAAAUACUCCAUUUGCUCUAUCAAAAUCGUAAGAAUAUUUGGAGUCGUUAUCACGAU
Molecule: messenger RNA, 1668 nt
Organism: Aplysia californica (California sea hare)
Lineage: Eukaryota; Metazoa; Mollusca; Gastropoda; Aplysiida; Aplysiidae
Product: sulfate transporter
Biological process (GO): transmembrane transport
Cellular component (GO): membrane
Molecular function (GO): bicarbonate transmembrane transporter activity; chloride transmembrane transporter activity; oxalate transmembrane transporter activity
Source: RefSeq, a predicted model, not a curated record